CUCUUUUUUGUAAAAAGACGUACAAAGCGCUGCGAAGGUACUCCUACUCCCUUAAUUAUUACUGCAAUUUAGGUAAAUAAGUUUAACCAAGGGCGCCAUAACUCAAUCUCGCUGUACUCUGAUCGAGUGCUUGGGCCGGCGCUGCCCCUAGUUUACAGUAAAUAUCUUUAUAUUUCUAAUCAAUUGAACUCUAGUAAGCCUCGCUAAUGAUGUAGGCAACAUGGACGAACUAAAUGCCAUACUUCAGACUUACGCCAAACAAAUUCAAACAUACUAUGAGCAAGAAUACCAUCCAAGUAACGCUUGGUAUCCUUUAUUUUACGAAGGACAAAUAAAACAGGAUGACAAAAAUUGGGUAAAACAAAACUACGAAACGUUUCUGAAAGGAACUGCGAACAAAAUAUUGUACAAUAGGUGGUAUCAUUCGGAUUUGGGUUAUAUUACGGCAUUGGAAUAUGCUCCUAAUGGUUCUCAUAUUAUCGCUGGUCACUCGUCUGGAUUAAUACAGAUGCACCAUGGCCGCACGGGAGCUGCCUUGUACACUCUACGUAGUAUCCAAUUUCCACCAAAGCCCAUAUAUGCCCUGGAAUACAGUCACACGGAAGAACGAGUCUGCUAUGCUGCCUGCGUGGAUGGAGCUAUUUAUCGCAUCGAAAUUCCUUUCAUACCAGAUGCGGUAGAGGAUGAAAAAAGUUACGGCAUCAAAGCGAAUCCGGGUCUAGAUUGUCUAGAGAUGCAAUAUCAUGCAGCUCCAGGGCCAUCAUCGUACACUGCUCCUUUUGUUACACAACGUUCACCGGCGCUCGCUCUGGGGAUAUCCGCAAACUCCGCCAACAUGGUCGUCGGAUACGGCGACGCCUCCAUAAAGGUGUACGACAUGGAGACACAGGCGGCAAUCCUUACAUACAAAGUUCACAAGCUGCGUCUCCAGUUCAUCCCAAAGAAACUGCAACGCAUGCACUUUGGACAGGUGUGCGCCAUCAAGUGCCACGACGACAGGCCGUUUGUCUUCGGAAGUGCGGCGUGGGAUAAGACAGUCAGGAUCUGGGACACGAGGUGCCAAGUUGGCUGCACGAUGACGUUCGAAGGGGUUGACGUGUGCAGCAACAGUGUUGAUUUAAAAAGAAACUUCUGUAUAGCAGGCAGUUGGCUGCCUACAGAAGCUCUGACAGUGUGGGAUAUCGCCGCUAAGAAGAAGGUUUCCAUCGUACGUGUGCAGAACCGGCGGCCGGACGUGGAUGGGGAAUACAUCUACGCAUGCCGGUUUUGGAAUUCCAGUAAGUACAACCGCAAGGCCAAAUACGGCAUCAUAGGCGGCAGCGGUACCAAAUGCGUGGAGAUCAUCAAUAUUCACAACCGCUACAUAACCUGCUCGUACCCCGCCGAGGGCGCCGUGCUCGCCAUCACCAGCCACGAGGACCACAUAGCCUUCGGCGGCACGGCUCCGGUCCUCAACGUGGUGACUUUCCACGACCCCAAACAUGAAGAGUACCCGAAAGAGCAAGACCAUUUAUACCAGAAGGAUUCUGGUGACGUAGUUUUACAUGAUUAUGAGGAUUAUGAAAGCGGCGCAUCCACGGAGGCUUAGCGUUGUCUAGCCGUAAAAGGAGUACUCAAGUGUAAAACCUCUAAUUGAAACAUAUACAUACAAGCUUGAAACAUCGUUUGCUGUAUGAGUAGAUACUAUGUUAAUUAUUCCUCUUGUUGCGUCAUUAAUAAAACAAUUAUAAACCUUAGGAAAAUAAAA
This is a messenger RNA of Cydia pomonella (codling moth), 1747 nucleotides long. RefSeq lists its product as uncharacterized. The transcript has 8 exons. Bases 221 to 1588 code for a protein of 455 amino acids. NCBI's taxonomy places the organism in Eukaryota, Metazoa, Arthropoda, Insecta, Lepidoptera, Tortricidae. The record is from RefSeq and is a predicted model, not a curated record. Gene Ontology annotation, molecular function: protein binding.